Molecule: messenger RNA, 949 nt
Organism: Zeugodacus cucurbitae (melon fly)
Lineage: Eukaryota; Metazoa; Arthropoda; Insecta; Diptera; Tephritidae
Exons: 3
Coding region: 214-828 (204 amino acids)
Source: RefSeq, a predicted model, not a curated record
UCGGUUGUGUGGCAGUCGGUCCGCAGCGUCACAAAAGUUAGCUGAUAAGUCGUCCGCGCAAUAAAUAAUACACACAUUUCAAUUGUCUUAGACAAAAAUAUUUACUUUCAUAAAAAUAAAUCUUCAGUAGCAGUUUUAUAGCAUAAGGUGUCGCAGUCACUACUGUGCUAACUGUAUUUGAGUGAGUCCACGCAAAACCAAUUGUGAAAGUGCAUGAACAGACUGGAAAUGACGCAGAAACUAGUUGUAAUCAUCUUUAUUUGCCUGCUAAGUGCGGAGCACUACUUCUGCGCCCGCAUCCCACGCGAGCCGCGCAGUGCCGAGAGCGUUGAAUCCUUCGAAACGGAGAGACCGGAAGAUAACUCUGUAGAGAAUACUCUCAUUAGCAGCGCCACACGUGCGCAGUUCGAACGCGAGGCCUUGAAUGAGACCAAACUCUUCCUCAACAACCUAUUUCGCUCACAAAUUGACUAUUUCAGCAAGGUAAAAGGGUUUCUGCCGGCCACAGUGAAGCGUGUCAGCGAUAUAAAUACGUAUAUUGAGCGGCUGGAGCAAGCCAUCUUGGCAGACUCUGUGCAGGAGAAGGACAAAAUGUGGCGUGACACUUUCGUUGAGUUCAGCGAAAGCGCAUUUCUGCUCAAUAAGGAAAAGGAUACCGGUGUUUCGAAUGGCCGUUAUAUAGAAAUCUUGAAUGAAGCUGGUCUGGAAGAGACGACUAAGAAAUUCUUAAGUGAUGUGACGGUAUACUUUUGGAAAAUGGCCAAAGCUAGCGGUAAAGUAGUGGAAUCAACAAUUGACGAACAAAUUGAGAAAUGGAAAAAGGAAUGAAACCCAAAACUAUUAUGAGGAAAUGUAUGCGAAAAAAGUCUGAAACCUAUAACUUUGUUGAUCGAAGUACAAAAAAUCAAAACAAUUUUUAAAAAUAUACAUUUAUAGUGUUAUACUAAUA